AAAAGAAAACGGAGUUGGCCCGAAUCAAUUAACCCGAUACUAUCAGUCGGGACGCGUGCAAACGACGCCGAGAUCUUUUUGGUCUUGUAAAUUAACAAGCACCUUCAUCGCGAAUCUCUCCUCCUGCUCAUUGUCUUACACCUGCUCUGUUUCAGUAUCGUCGUUGUCUCUCUGCUAAUCAACAAUGGCUGACCCUGAAUUGGAAGCUAUUCGGCAAAGAAGGAUGCAGGAGCUAAUGGGCCGACAGGGAGCGGUUAGUGAUAGCCUUAGUACAUUCCCAUGAAUGAAUCUUGUCUUCAAAACUUCUGUUUUCUUGUUAGACUCACGUACUAAAACUAUGGUAAACUAGGGAAACUCACAAAGCUCAGACCAGCAAAAAGCCCAGGAGGAUGCUAAGAGGUAUCUCUGUCUUUGUGUAGUUUAGCUUAAUUUUUGUCUUAUAAUAUUGUCCUUUUUUUCUAUGAACUAGUUACUGUUUCUUCAUUGGAACUAAUUGAUGCAUCGAUUCAGGGAGGCUGAUGAAAGAAGGCAGAUGAUGCUGAGCCAGAUUUUGACAUCUGAAGCACGAGAAAGGCGUAAGUGAGAAUAGAACGUUGAUUUUUAUUCUUUUUUUCUUUUUCCUGGUCAUUGCAAUUGUAGGUAUCUUAUGUCUGUAGAGCUUGAUGGCUUUCUUAAGGGUCUCACAUCUCUGAGUAAUCUCUUUAUUUAUUGUUUGUGCUUCACUCCCACAUUGCUUUUUAAGUGAUAUGCUUAUAGAACAUCUACUAGUCUUUUUUUCUUAUGCUUAUCCCCUCUUUUCCCAUUUGUUGUGCCUGUUCCCUGUUUAAAUUUUUCAUGUUGGAGUUAUUGUCUGUUGCGUAAGUUGAAUCUAAAAUUUUAGUCAUAUUGUUGUGUGAACUUCCUAUCUUUAAGUUCUCUAAAUAAUUGAAGGCCUAACUUUCUCUAAAUUGGUUUCUCUCUUCAAGAUCAUUGCGCUAAGUUAGGGUCAUGGUAGGAGGUUCAGGGAUGCCAUUAGAGAAUCACCAUUUUGUUGUAGGUGCUUGUCAUUCAAUCAAAAAAUUGUUUAUUUACUCAUACAAUGUGAACUCUCUUACGGAAAAAAUUAGGGUGUACAUCAUUUGUAUGGGGCAAAGGGAAUGGAAAUGGAAUGAAAACUAUUGCUGGGUAGACCAAAAUCAUUCCAUGAGUUUCCCACCCCAAUCCUAGUUUAUGGGUGUCCACCAUACAUCAAAAUUUUUCAGGUGUUUCUGUCACCAGUCUUCUGGUUAUCUACAGUUUCUUGGGCUACAAUGAAUCUCAGCCUUUCUUUUUUCGUAAAUUCAGUCGCUCGAAUUGCGUUGGUGAAGCCAGAGAAAGCUCGAGGUGUCGAAGAUGUUAUCAUUAGAGCUGCUCAAAUGGGGCAAAUUGCUGAAAAGGUUUCCGAGGAGAGGCUGAUAACGUUGCUCGAACAAAUCAACACUCAAACUACUAAACAGACUAAAGUGACAGUAAGUGGCACCCUUUUGCAACCUGACCCAUUCUUUCUGUACCUUUCAUUAAUGUACACUGGCAUGACUUGUUAUUGUUAUCUCUCUUCUAUGAAAUUACUAGAUCCAACGACGCCGAAAUGUUCUCGAAGACGACGAUUAGAUUGGUUGGGAUCUGCUUGUAUUCUGGUUGCUCUGCUCAAGACGCAGCCUUAUGUAUCUUGUGUAACGGGUUUAAGAGUGCUUUGUUGUUGAGGGGAGAAUUUUAUAUCGAAUAUGGCACUCCCAAGGACAGAUAAAUGUUCAGUAUCUUCUCUCACUUAAAUGUCUCCCUCUCGAAUUGCUGGUGUUAUUAUAGUUUGUACACUGUUGUAAUUAAAUAACUGAUGAUUCGAUUUGGUGACUCAAAAAGUGUCGGCGACGACGUUGUCCUGGAUCUUAAACCAGUUGCAGAAGUCGGCAUGGGUUGACAGACACUUAUUUUGGAUUCUGAAACAAAGCUUAAACAAUUACACAGCUCCCGGUCACCUGCAAAACAAUUUUAUAUUUUACUGCGCUACUUAUAAAGGGUGUUUCUGUCUAAAAUAAAC
Messenger RNA from Oldenlandia corymbosa var. corymbosa, 2056 nucleotides. The record is from the annotation of a GenBank genome assembly. Lineage: Eukaryota; Viridiplantae; Streptophyta; Magnoliopsida; Gentianales; Rubiaceae.